Messenger RNA from Trichosurus vulpecula (common brushtail), 2333 nucleotides. Its product is annotated as all-trans-retinol dehydrogenase [NAD(+)] ADH7-like. Lineage: Eukaryota; Metazoa; Chordata; Mammalia; Diprotodontia; Phalangeridae. Bases 123 to 1247 code for a protein of 374 amino acids. The record is from RefSeq and is a predicted model, not a curated record. Gene Ontology annotation, cellular component: cytosol. The transcript is spliced from 9 exons. Gene Ontology annotation, molecular function: zinc ion binding; all-trans-retinol dehydrogenase (NAD+) activity. Gene Ontology annotation, biological process: retinol metabolic process; retinoic acid metabolic process.
AGGUGUUGCUUUGAAAUAGAACUAUUUAUCUGAAAACACAGUAAUCCGUGAAACAGGACAGUCCAAACUUUGGUGAGAGGACACCAAAGCCUUUUGAACACCAAAACCAAGAGAAAGACAGGAUGAGCACUUCAGGAAAAGUGAUUAAAUGCAAAGCUGCCGUGUCAUGGGGCCUGAAUCAACCCUAUUCCAUUGAGGAUAUAGAAGUUGCUCCACCGAAAGCCUAUGAAGUUCGAAUUAAGAUUUUGGCUACAGGCAUAUGUCGCACGGAUAACAAUGGGACCACGGGAGUCAUGCCUGCUAAGUUUCCAGUAAUUGGAGGACAUGAGGCAGUUGGAAUUGUAGAAAGUAUUGGAGAAGGAAUAACCACAGUAAAACCAGGAGACAAGGUCAUCCCACUUGCUGUCCCACAGUGUGGAAUUUGCUCUGCCUGCAUAAGCCCCAAGUCCAAUUACUGUGAGAAGACUGAUAUUACAGGUAGGGGAGUAUUGUCUGAUGGCACUAGCAGAUUUACCUGUAAAGGGAAACCUGUGUACCACUUCAUGAACACCAGUACCUUCACUGAGUACACAGUGGUGGAGGAAAGUUCAGUUGUGAAAAUUGAUGCUGCUGCUCCUCCUGAGAAGGUGUGUUUGAUGGGUUGUGCAUUCUCUGCUGGAUAUGGGGCUGCAAUCAACACUGGCAAGGUCACCCCUGGAUCUACUUGUGCCGUCUUUGGGCUGGGAGGAGUUGGCCUCUCAGUUAUUAUAGGAUGUAAAUCAGCCGGUGCUUCCCGGAUCAUUGGAGUUGACAUCAACCCCCGCAAAUUUGAGAGGGCCAAGGCUGCAGGAGCCACUGAGUGCAUCAACCCUAAGGAUUAUACAAAGCCAAUCAGUGAAGUCCUGAAGGAAAUGACUGACAAUUCUGUGGAGUUCACCUUUGAGGCCGUCGGACACCAUGAUACCAUGGUUGAUGCCCUGGCUUCUUGCCAUAUGAACUAUGGGAUCAGCGUGGUAGUUGGAGAUCCUCCAGCAUCUAAAAUGCUCACCUAUGAUCCCAUGCUGGUGUUCACUGGACGCACCUGGAAAGGAUGCAUUUUUGGUGGUUGGAAAACUAGAAAUGACCUCCCAAAACUAGUGUCUGACUACAUGGCAAAGAAAUUUGACUUGGACCCCUUAAUAACUCAUGUUUUACCUUUUAAUAAAGUCAAAGAUGGAUUUGAUCUGCUCAACAAAGGAGAAAGCAUUCGAACAGUCCUGACUUUUUGAACUUGGAAGUGAUAGGAGAUACCUGUGGAUCCAUCAGGAGUCUCUUUCUCUGAUGUUUCACUUUCGUAUAAUAUCCAUAGAGCAUGUAUGGUUCUUUCAUGUAGGUAAUUCACAAGACAGAAAUUAAGUAUGUUAGAACAGAUAAAAGCAAUUUCUUAAAUUAGGGAUUAACAGGGUCACUAACAUAAUUUAAUUUACCUGGGGUAGUAAUGGGGUGCUACUGGCAAUAUUAGUAUUGUUGGUGUUUAAUCUAAAGAAAGUGAUUUAUAUUGGACUAUACAGAUCAACAGAAAGAUACAAGCUCUUCUUACUUUUUAAUGAAGUGGAAAUUUUGAGGAAAAUGAUAAUAUCCAUGAAUAAAAUUAAUGAGAGCAUAAAGGACAACUCCUUCUAGGAUUCUAAUCAUCUAUUUCAAAUGAACUGGACAACACAUAUGGGAUGGUGUCAUUGUAAUACCUGAAACCAGAUAUUAUCUUUAUUGUGAAGGAUUGACAAUUAAGCUCUUAUAAAGUCUUUUCAAAUUAUAUUUUCAAAACAUACAUAUACAUAUACAAAUGUAUUACAUAUAUUUACAUAUGUAUGAAUAUAUACAUUAUGUAUACUAGAUAAAAAGUCUAAAUCUGCCAUUGUCUUUGUCUUAUUCCAUUAUGUAUCUAAGAAUCUGUAUACUUUUUAGCACCUCUUUAAAAAACAAAUUGAAUUCAUAAAAUAAAGUAGUUCAUUUUUCAUAUGAUACAGUUUGCCUGCUUCAAUUGAGAAAUAUAAAUGUAUAUCUUAAAGUACAUCAUUCAUUUCAAUUCAACAAGCAUUUAUCUAGUAUGUCUUGUGUACCAUGCCCUCUUCUAUGCACUAGGAAUACAAAAGCAAAAAACAAGGAUAAUAAUAAUAAUUUCUACCUUCAAGGAUCUGGCAGUAAUUUUAUAUAUUUUUUAAAUUCAUUUCAAGAAACAUUGUCAAAUAAUUUGAUGGAAAUUUUAAAAUGGAUGUGCAAUGAGAGAAGAGAUUAUUCAAAGACUGAGUAUCAACGUUUAGGGGAAAAUGUGCAUUUUUGCAAUUUUGAGUUGAAUAAUAAAAACAUAUUUGGAA